AUGAUUAAAAAAGAAACAAAUAGAUAUGCUUAUACAACCAUUCAAAAAUUAAAAAGAGCAAAUAAACUUAAGCUCAAUUCUGUAUGGAAUAAAUGGUUACCCGUUAAAGAGUGUGAAAUAUAUUCUUUUUUUGCAGUAAUUUUGCAUAUGUGUCUUAUACCAAAACCUCAACUUAAGGACUUUUGGUCUCAAAAUACCGUUGUACAAAGUUCUUUUGCUCCAAAAGUAAUGCCACGAGACCGUUUUUUAUCAAUAUUAUCCAUGUUGCAUUUAGUUGACAACAGUAAAUAUGUACCAAGGGAAAAUAUAAAUCACGACAGAUUAUUCAAAAUACGUCCAUUUUCCGAUUUUUUGAGUAAGCAAUGUUCUAAAUUUUACAAACCAGCUCAAAAUUUAACAGUAGAUGAGGGGAUCUGUCCAUUUAGAGGAAGAAUUAGUUUUAGAGUUUAUAUGAAAAACAAACCUCAGAAAUAUGGUAUGAAACUGUAUAUAUUAUCUGAUCCUGAAACCGGAUAUACAUUAAAUUUCGAAAUAUACUCGGGUAAAGAACAGCAGGAUAAUUCAAUAUGUGCGUUGUAUGAUAGACUCUUGCGUGAUUAUUAUUAUAAGGGCCACACAAUUUAUAUGGACAGGUUUUAUACGAGUCCUUUAGUUUUAAAACACCUCUGGAAUAAACAAACUAAUGCAGUCGGUACAGUCAUGUCAAAUAGGAAAAAUUUACCAAAAGAUUUAAUUAAACAAAAAUUAUUAAAAGGUGAAAUUACUUUUGCUAGAUGUGGUCCUCAGAUGUUUCUGAAAUGGAGAGAUACAAGAGAUGUAUUAGUUAUGUCGACAGUUCAUAAUGCUGAUUUAGCUCCGGUAACCGUGAGGAGUAAAGUUGGGCCCUUAGAAAAGUUUAAGCCACAAGUGAUUAUUGACUAUAACAAAUAUAAAACAGGUGUCGACCAUGGCGACCAGAUGAUUGCAUAUUACCCUUUUAAUCGAAAAACAAUGAAAUGGUGGAAAAAAAUGUUUUUCUAUUUAUUUAUGGUCAGUACAGUGAACAGUUUUAUUUUACACAAAAAAACGAAAAAUGUCAAAAACGAGAAUUUGAGACUCAGAAACUUCAUGAUAAAUUUGGCUUCACAGUUGGCAAAUCAAUCAGAUUCUUACCCACGAUUUAAUGAAGUUUCAAGCUCGGAGAACCGUUUAAAAGGUCGCCAUUUUAUUUCUAAAAUUCCUCCUACUUUGUCAAAAGCACAUCCAAGAAGGGUAUGUAAAGUUUGCGCUGAAAAAGCUAAGCGUUCUACAGGAAAUCGAGGAAGAAAAGAAACAUCUUAUUAUUGUAGGAGCUGUAAUAUACCACUAUGUGUUGACGAAUGUUUUGAAAUUUACCAUACCAAACAAAACUAUUGGAUGUAA
Molecule: messenger RNA, 1401 nt
Organism: Metopolophium dirhodum (rose-grain aphid)
Lineage: Eukaryota; Metazoa; Arthropoda; Insecta; Hemiptera; Aphididae
Product: piggyBac transposable element-derived protein 4-like
Exons: 1
Coding region: 1-1401 (466 amino acids)
Source: RefSeq, a predicted model, not a curated record